This is a messenger RNA of Ilyonectria robusta, 1504 nucleotides long. Its product is annotated as amino acid/polyamine transporter I. NCBI's taxonomy places the organism in Eukaryota, Fungi, Ascomycota, Sordariomycetes, Hypocreales, Nectriaceae. Gene Ontology annotation, molecular function: transmembrane transporter activity. Gene Ontology annotation, biological process: transmembrane transport. Bases 78 to 1442 code for a protein of 454 amino acids. Gene Ontology annotation, cellular component: membrane. The transcript has a single exon. The record is from RefSeq and is a predicted model, not a curated record.
AGGGCCUCAGCAGCGGCCUGACCAGCGGCGGGCCCAUCGCCAUCCUCUGGGGCCUCGUCCUCGUCACCAUCUGCAACAUGUGCGUCGCCGUGUCGCUGGGCGAGCUCGUCAGCAGCAUGCCCACCGCGCUGGGCCAGGCGUAUUGGAUCUCGCGCCUGUGGCCUACGCCUGCCGGCCGCUUCUGCUCGUACCUGUGCGCCUGGAUCAACACCUUUGGCUGGUGGACGCUGGCUGCCUCGCAACUCGCCUUCAUGACCGAGUUCAUGCUCGGCAUGAAGGUCCUCUUCGACGUGGAGUGGACCGGCGCCAGCAAGGGUUGGGUCUUGUUCCUCGUCUAUAUCGGCACUACCUUCUUCAUGACGGGCUUCAACAUGGUUGCCUGUCGCCGGGACCUGAUCCUCCCCAUGUUCAACAACUUUGUGGGCAUCUGCUUCGCCGGCCUCUUCUUCAUCAUCAGCCUGGCGUUGCUCAUUUCCGUCGGUACCAAGUCGGGUCUCUCUUUCCAGCCCGCCUCGUUUGUCUUUGGAACCUGGAUCAACCAGACCACCUGGCCCAAUGGUGUUACUUGGUUCAUGGGCCUCCUCCAGGCUGCCUAUGGUCUGACUGCCUUUGACUCGGCCAUUCACCUUGUCGAAGAGAUUCCGGCCCCCCGAAAGAAUAUCCCACGAGUCAUCUACUCCUCGGUCGGCAUGGGAGCCAUUUCUGGUUUCAUCUUCAUGGUUGUCUGUCUCUUUUGUAUUCAGGACCUCGACGUCAUUCUGGACCCUCCUACCGGUCUCCCCUUCAUGGAACUCCUGCAGGAAACCGUUGGCCUCAAGGGUGGAACCGUUCUCCUCUCUCUGUUCAUCAUGAACGGCGUGGGUCAGGGUAUCAGCAUCGUCACUACAUCCUCCCGUCUGACUUGGGGUUUCGCCCGUGAUGGCGGUAUUCCUUGGAGCAACUACUUUUCCAAGGUCGACGAGACGUGGAAGGUUCCCAUCCGCGCUUUGUGGCUUCAGGGCGCCAUCAUUGCUCUGGUUGGCGUUCUCUACACCUUUGCCUCCACCGUCCUCGAGGCCAUUCUCAGCGUCAGCACCAUCGCCCUCACCAUGUCCUACGGCAUGCCUAUCCUGGUGCUCCUCCUUACUGGCCGCGACAAGCUGCCCCCUGGCGAGUUUUCUCUCGGCCGCCUUGGCCCCGUCUGCAACUGGGUCUCGGUUAUCUACUGCGCCAUCACCACCGUCUUUUUCUUCUUCCCCGGCUCGCCCAACCCUACUGGCACCGACAUGAACUAUGCCAUCGCUGUCUUUGGCGUCAUGAUGGUUGUUACCCUCAGCUUCUGGGUCAUCAAGGGCCGUGUCACCUACCUCCAGUCCGAGGAGUCUGAAGGCCGUGUCAUCUACGCCGAGAACAGCGACGUGCCUGUUCCUACUGAGAAGGAGGCGGAGAGCAAGGAUCACUAGCGUCCUAGAGGAUCUCUAGCCAUUUUUGAGGCUUUUCUUGUAUACUAGUCAACUUCCUUUUG